UUCAGCCAGCUGGUAGCAUCCAAACUCCGGACCCACCGGUGACUCUCAGCUGCUGUAAGUUUUGACCCAGGAAAAAUAUUUUUAAGGUGCAUUAACUCUUCCUUCUUUAACAGAAGAAUUGAGUCGCCAUGCUGCCGGCUCAGGAGGCCGCCAAAAUCUACCACACCAACUACGUGCGUAACGCGCGGGCCGUGGGCGUGCUGUGGACGGUGUUCACCAUCACCUUCUCCGUCAUCACCGUGGUGGUGUUCAUCCAGCCCUACUGGAUCGGGGACAGCGUCAACACGCCGCAGGCGGGGUACUUCGGCCUCUUCCACUACUGCAUCGGGAACGCGCUCACCUCGGAGCUCACCUGCAAAGGGAGCGCGCUGGACUUCGGCUCCAUCCCCUCGGGCGCGUUUAAGACGGCGAUGUUCUUCGUGGGCAUCUCCAUGCUGCUGGUGGUGGGCAGCAUCGUGUGCUUCAGCCUCUUCUUCUUCUGCAACGCGGGCAGCGUCUACAAGAUCUGCGCCUGGAUGCAGUUGGCCUCCAGCACCUGCAUGGUGAUUGGCUGUAUGAUCUAUCCCGACGGCUGGGACUCAGACGAGGUGAAACGCAUGUGUGGCCAGCGGACCGACAAAUACACCCUGGGCAACUGCACGGUGCGCUGGGCCUACAUCCUGGCCAUCAUCAGCAUCAUGGACUCGCUGAUCCUCUCCUUCCUGGCCUUCAGCCUGGGCAGCCGGCAGGACAACCUGCUCCCAGAGGACUUCCAGGUGGAGAGCAAAGAUAACGCCUAGGCCUGACGUGGACAACGGAGACAAGAGAUGGACGAGGCUUUAAUGACGAGCAAAAAGCGACUCAAGGGAUUCAUGGGCUACGGGAAAGUUAAUUACAACCUAAAAAUAGGUUUGUCUAAUUUGUCUUGCCCUUGGAAUUGUGACAGCUGAUCUACACUUUGAAAAUGAUGGGAGGAGUCAGACCUCAGCGUGUUGGAUUGGAUGAUUGCAACAGCUUUUCCCCAAUAAAAGGAAACUUGGUCCUUGCUUGACGGGAGCAGAUCUCUGUUACUGAGGCAAGGAUUAUCAAAGGAUUGGCAGGCAUGUUCUACGGGUCACCAUUAAAACUAAAGUUCAGCAGUUGUGUUCAGGGAGCAUUUUGUUACGACUUUACUUUGGCUUCCUAAUAAAAUAAGCUCCAAAAAGGAUCUCAAAAUAAACUGGGACCAUGGAU
Molecule: messenger RNA, 1212 nt
Organism: Pungitius pungitius (ninespine stickleback)
Lineage: Eukaryota; Metazoa; Chordata; Actinopteri; Perciformes; Gasterosteidae
Gene: lhfpl5a
Product: LHFPL tetraspan subfamily member 5a
Exons: 3
Coding region: 129-779 (216 amino acids)
Biological process (GO): sensory perception of sound; detection of mechanical stimulus involved in sensory perception
Cellular component (GO): plasma membrane
Source: RefSeq, a predicted model, not a curated record